Messenger RNA from Aspergillus brunneoviolaceus CBS 621.78, 1083 nucleotides. RefSeq names its product RTA1 domain-containing protein. Lineage: Eukaryota; Fungi; Ascomycota; Eurotiomycetes; Eurotiales; Aspergillaceae. Gene Ontology annotation, cellular component: plasma membrane; fungal-type vacuole. The transcript is spliced from 3 exons. Bases 220 to 1083 code for a protein of 287 amino acids. The record is from RefSeq and is a predicted model, not a curated record.
CGAACAUCAAUCCUUUCGGAGACAACACGUCCAUCUCUUCCUUUCUUCUUUGUCGUUCUUUUGCUUAUAAUAACGGUUGUUCCUGCAUCGCGUUGCCGGUAGAGCUUUUUAUUCCCUCAUUCUGUUCUUGUCGAUUUUCAAACGUCCAUCACGAUCACAUAGACAAUCAGCAGAAAUUCUCACAUCUUGAAGUCGGCAAGACUCUACAAAACCAUCACAAUGAGUUACGGCACCUGCGAAAAGGUUUCGCUAGAAUGCCCCGUCGAGGCGACCACCUACGGCUACUACCCCAAUCUCGGCGGCAACAUUUUCUUCGCGGUCUUCUACGGCAUCCUGGGCGUUUUCCAGCUGGGAUUCGGCAUCUACUUCCGCGCCUGGACGCUGACGAUCGCCAUGGUCAUCGGCACUUUCAUGGAGCUGGCAGGGUAUAUCGGUCGCAUACAAAUGCAUUACAACCCGUGGAAUGAGGACGCAUUCAAGCUGCAGAUCGUCUGCCUCGUGCUAGCGCCCACCUUCGUCGCCGCGGGCAUCUAUCUCACCCUCAAGCACAUCGUCCUGUCGCUGGGGCCGCAGUACUCGCGCCUCAAACCGCGCCUCUUCACUUGGAUUUUUAUUAGCUGCGACGUCGGGUCCCUCGUCCUCCAGGCGGCCGGAGGUGGUGUCGCCGCCGCAGCCGGCAAGACGGACCAGACCCUCCUGCAGGUCGGAGACGACAUCAUCAUCGCUGGUAUCGCGUUUCAGGUGGCGACCAUGUCAGUGUGCGGGCUGAUCGCGCUGGAGUUUUUCAUUCGGGUCGUUCGGCAUGGGCCUGGCUUGGGCGGUGAUCUCAACGUGGAGGGGGUGAAGCAUAUACGUCUGGUUAUCUAUGCGGAGAUCUUCGCGUAUUUCACCGUGUUGAUUCGGUGUAUCUAUCGUAUCCCCGAGAUGGCCGGUGGAUGGGGUAAUCCCCUAAUGCAGAAGGAAGACGAGUUCUUGGUGUUGGAUGGAAUGAUGAUCGCGUUGGGAGUGGCCGCCCUUACCGUCGUGUAUCCUGCGUUUUUCCUGCCGUCUAUGCGGAAGGGACGGCAGACGGAGAAGGCAUAG